Stomoxys calcitrans (stable fly) is the source of this 508-nucleotide messenger RNA. RefSeq names its product synaptic vesicle glycoprotein 2B-like. The transcript is spliced from 3 exons. The record is from RefSeq and is a predicted model, not a curated record. Bases 182 to 508 code for a protein of 108 amino acids. Lineage: Eukaryota; Metazoa; Arthropoda; Insecta; Diptera; Muscidae.
CAGAAAGGCAAAAACACAUUUGAAUCAAUAACAAAAGAUUCGCACCAUUCGAAUUGGAAUAAACUAAAGUGGAUUUUAUAUAAUCGGAAUAACCCAAGGAUGUCCAAAGGAUCAUUGCAAUAAAUUAGUAAAAAGAAGAAAUCUGUGAACAAAUAUAUAUAAAAUACAUACAUAUAUUAAGAUGAAGAGUGCAGUGUCCAAAAAUGCCUAUGCUCCAGUUUCCCAGUUCGAUAUGGAUUCCACAAAAACACAUGUCAAGGACGAAGAACCCAAACAAGUGGAGAAGAGCAUAGAGGCUCCUGCUGAUUUCGAGACAGCCAUCGAAGCUUGUGGUUUUGGGCGCUUCAAUUAUUUGUUAUUGAUUGUCGCCAUUCCUGCCAUUAUGGGGACUGUAUACGAGACAGGAGUAGUCUCGUUCAUCCUGCCCAGUGCCGAAUGUGAUCUUAGCCUUGAUCUUUUGGAUAAAGGACUUUUGAAUGCUGUUACCUACUGUGGCAAGUCAUUUUAA